Molecule: messenger RNA, 3017 nt
Organism: Branchiostoma floridae (Florida lancelet)
Lineage: Eukaryota; Metazoa; Chordata; Leptocardii; Amphioxiformes; Branchiostomatidae
Product: VPS35 endosomal protein sorting factor-like
Exons: 33
Coding region: 24-2978 (984 amino acids)
Biological process (GO): endocytic recycling
Cellular component (GO): endosome
Source: RefSeq, a predicted model, not a curated record
AUUUUGACCUUUGACCAACCAAGAUGGCGGCUUAUCAGUGGGUCCCUCGCAUGAGGGAUUACACCAGUGAGAAGCAACAAGAAGCCUGUGUGAGGGAGACAACUGAUUAUCAUCCUCUCAAACCAAUGACUGUUACAGUGACAGAGUCCAAGGCCAAGAAGACAGGUGGAAAAGCAGAGACAGAGUUUGUGGACCCCCUGUCUUCCUCUCUGGAUGGUACGGACCCCCUGUCCAUGUUUGCUGCCGAACAUGUCGUUACGGACCCUCUCAGUACGGCACCCAAGAGAGACAGGGCUGAAUCAGGUUCUAAGGCCAAACCAGGAAAGAAGUCUUCCCUGGAUGAGUCAUUUGAACCGUGGUCCACAAAGAAGGCAAACAUCCUGAGCAAGUACACAACAUCGGAGAGACUUUCCAUCACUACGAGUUUCCUGUCCCCAUCUGAUAGGGAAAAAGUGGCUGUGAAGACCCAGGUCCAGACAACCAUGACAGACAAGGUCAAGAACAGGCUGGAACAACUAGAUGAUUUUGAGGAGGGUUCAGUGAAGGAGAUGUUGAACCUGAGUCAGCAGGACUAUGUGAACAGGAUUGAGGAACUGAACCAGGCUCUCAUCAGUGCCUGGGAACAGGACCAGAGAGUCAAGGCACUCAAGAUCGCCAUCCAGUGUUCCAAGCUGCUGGUAGACAUUUCUGUCAUCCAGUUUUACCCCAGCAAGUUUGUCCUCAUCACUGACAUCCUGGAUACUUUUGGUAACCUGGUGUACGAGAGGAUCCGACAGAAAUCUGCAUAUUUCCCACCUGGCAGUAAGGUGCCUCAGAUGUUACCAGAGGACUUCACCCCAGACCAAGUCCCUGACUCUGCCAAGGAAACCUGCAGGAACUGGUUUUAUAAGAUCGCCUCCAUCCGUGAGCUCAUCCCCAGACUUUACGUUGAGACGGCCAUUCUUAGAUGCUACAGUUUCCUGACCUCAGGAGAGUACUCUCAGGCACUUCUGAGGCUGUCCAAUAUGAUGAGAGGUAUUGGAGACCCUCUGGUUGCUGUGUAUGCCAGGACCUACCUUUGUAGGGUGGGAAUCUUGGUUGCACCUGAAGUGCAUGAUCAUGUGGCCAUCAACCUGUACGACUUUCUCGCGACUUACAAACAGCUGCAGAGUGACAGUGUACAGAACAUCCUGGCUGUACAACAGCUGGAGAUGGCCCAGUACCUGCACCUGUACACACCUGCACUGGACUGGAUACUACAGUGUGUGGCUCAUCGGGCAUCAGAGGACACAAUGACAGAAGUACUGGAACAUUGUAAGAAGCAAUGUAACAGUGCCUUGCUGCUGAACUCCAUCAUGUCAGCCUUUAAGCCAGACUACAUCGCCAGCCGCGCCCUGAAGUUUGUGGACACCAUCAGGGACUGUGAGGAGGCAGGCUUCCCCAAGCACGAGCUGUACGCCUCCCUGGGUGCCAACAUGGUGCUGGCUGACCCUCCUGAAGAACAGCGGCUGCAGACACUGAACGAGGUGUGGAAGGUGGUGAUGAAGCUAAAGAACCCUGCAAACUACAUUGCUUGUGCUGAAGUUUGGAUUGAAUAUCCCUGCAAACAUUUCACGAAACGUGAAGUGAACACCAUUCUUGGUGACAUCAUCAAACACAUGGUUCCAGACAGAGCCUUUGAGGACUUCUACCCACAGUUGCAGUCCAUCGUGACCAAGGUGCUGUCUCACAUGCAUGACUUUGCUGUGCUGUUUUCCAUGGACAAAUUCCUGCCUUUUAUUGACAUGUUCCAAAAAGAGUCAGUCAAGGUGGAAGUGUGCAAAACUGUGAUGGAAACAUUCACAAGCGGUGCUAGACCGGGUGCCCUGUAUACAGCUGGUUACAAGAAAAGGGUUCAGCAGGACACAACAUCUGAUCCUGUCAUCAUGAAUGCCUUGAUGUUCAUCUGUAAGACCAUGCACGACUCUGUCAAUGCACUUACACUUGAAGAUGAGAAGAGAGCCAUCUCCAAUCUUAUCUGUGGUUUCAUCAGAAGGAUUUCCUUUGGAAGAGACUUUGAGCAACAGCUGAGUUUCUAUGUGGAAGCCAGGGCGACCUUCAGUAACCUUGAGCCAGUGUUGAUUGAGCUGGUGCAGCGAGUGAACCAACUUUCCAUGGAGACACACAAGGUGGUGAAGGGCAACCACUCUAGGAAAACUGCUGCGUUUGUUAGGGCCUGUGCAGCCUACAGUUUCAUCACCAUUCCAUCCAUCAACAACAUCUUCUCCCAACUCAACCUGUACCUGGUGUCAGGACAGGUGGCAUUGGUCAACGGGGCUCUCACACAAGGGGAUGCCUUUCUGAAGGCAGCGAUCGGCCUGUUACCUGAGGUGCCCAGGACCAUCCAGGUGGACGGGAAGGUGCGGUCCACAGAACCUCUCCUGGCAGAGUACAUCAACAACUUUGUCUCCAACCUGCUGGUCGUGCCAGAUAACCCAGACCAGGGUGUGCUGUACCUGAUCCGAGGCCUGCUCAACGUGCUGCAGAACUACACCUGGGAGGACAACAGUGAUGCUAAAGUCAGGUCCUACCUGAGUGUGACAUGUCUUCUCUCAGCUAUGAGCCAGGAGAAUUACUUGUAUCAUGUCAACAAAGUUGACUCCAAUGACAGACUGUACGGCAGCGACCCCAAGUUUCUGAACGAGGUCCAACAGAUCGCAAACACACUCAUCACCGAGAUACUGGAGCAGCUCAAGCACCUUCAGCAACAGGAGGCUCUGAGGAGACAGUCGGCUCUAGCGCUGGAGUUCUUCACCAAGAUGGUGGUACACGGUGAUGUGGGGCCGGGCAAGAUGGGCUCACUGGCCGUCAACUUGUGGAACCUGGCACAGAAACAUGGGUACGGAGACACCAAGGUCAUGGUGCGCACAUUAGAACACCUGAAGAAAAGGGGGACCCAGCAGGAUGGGAAGGAAUAUGCUGAGCUGGCUGCCAAGCUACCUCUGCAGUCUAGAACAUAAUCAGGACCAGAGUUGUGCAAUAUCAUAGCCUGGCCUAGG